Molecule: messenger RNA, 2427 nt
Organism: Theileria orientalis strain Shintoku
Lineage: Eukaryota; Apicomplexa; Aconoidasida; Piroplasmida; Theileriidae
Exons: 1
Coding region: 1-2427 (808 amino acids)
Biological process (GO): lipid homeostasis; triglyceride catabolic process
Cellular component (GO): membrane; cytoplasm; lipid droplet
Molecular function (GO): triacylglycerol lipase activity
Source: RefSeq, a predicted model, not a curated record
AUGUCUGACUUUAAAGAAUGGCAGGGCCUGAGUGUGUAUUCCGGCGACGUUAUAUCACACUCUUUACCUAAGGACACUUUAACACAUUUCAAUUUGGAAGUCUUAAGAAAAAUAUUAAACAGAAGGACUGGCUCCAAUGAUUUUGAUUUAAACUCCAUUGCUGGCGACUACUCGGUCAGAUAUGCCCUGAACUAUGUUCUAAGCAACUUUGCACUGCGAUUUGACAGGCAGUUAACCAGCUUCAUUCGAUCUAAUGACACGUCCCGCUUUAGCGGAAAAAGUAAAAUCAGAUUACACAGGAUGUUCAACAGCGAAUUGCUCUUGAUGUAUCUGAAUCCGAAUGUUUACAGGGAGUUUGGAAACUCGAAUCAACCUAGUUACUAUCACCUGUUUUUGUCACUUUUGAGUUCGGUAAACGCAGUCAUUGUGGAAUCCAGUGAGCCUAACUUGGCGGAGUUGAAGGCGUCCUGCCAUAACAUGGAUUCCUGUUCAUUUUCGAGAGUCAGCGACGGAUACAUUAACGAUAUGCUGAAGUUCUACAGAAGGAUCGGAGCUUUGGAGCUGAGCGAGGAUUACGUGUUCGGAUAUGAAGGGGUAAGAGGCGUAUCUUUGUUGGACAAGAAUAAGUUAACGAACGUGGGAGGCGCCACUUCCGACAUAGGAUUCUCCUUUUCUCCGUCUGGCUUCCUGAUUCCGUACCAUUUGGGCGUACUCAGUUACCUCUGUGAGCAUAACGCAAUCAAUUGCACGGUUCCGAUAGCAGGAGCAUCGUCAGGAUCACUUUCCGUAUGCUCGAGUGUGAUUCUAAACGGGUUUAUCAACUGUAUGAAUGUAGUAGAGCGCUUUUCGAAAAGGUUGAGGUCAAUGAAUCGGAAAAAAUUAGAUAAGGGAUCGGUGAAAGAAGCUGAUUCCGAAGAUAAAGAACAGGCUAAAAACUUAGAUGACUUAGUCAGGAUCGGCCUAUCAGAAAUUUUGAAAGAAGGCUCUCACCAAUUUAUAAAUGAAAGAAUAGGAGCAUUGACAGUUGGGUACUCGGUGAUUAGAAGACUGAGGUUUAAAACUAUGUUGAACUCGCACUUUCUGAGCGUCCCAGACCUGAUCGACUGUCUAAGGGCCAGUUCAUACAUUCCCUUGGUGUCCUCUAAGGACUUUGUGUACUAUAAAGGGGAGCCCUGCUACGACGGACAGCUUAGCCUGAAUAGGAGUUUUGGAUGCCCGGAAACUAACACUACAAGAGUAGUCAGAGUUAACCCGUACAAUUUUACGUCCAGCUCAAUAAAUAAGCAGAGGUUAUUGAACGAAUACAUAACGCCGCACCUGACGACGAGUGAUAGAUUCUUAGCAUAUUACGUACGGCUAAAGUCGAUAAUAUAUCAGUUGUACAUCAGAAGGCUGACGCUUGAAACCCUGAACAUGGUUUCGGAGUUUAAAAAUGAACUCAUUCACGCAAUUAACCUGUAUAACCACGUUGCAAAGCAGUCGAUACCGAAGGUAAAAGUUGACCGCUCAAAGCUGACAAGUUACGUCGAGACGAGAGAAUAUUCGAAACUGUCGGCUUUAUGGAGCUCUAGAAGUAUGAUGGACCUGUUUGUGCUGGUCUCAAACUACGAGAACACAGUGGAAGUUGACAAGUAUAACCUCAGGAAGUAUGAGGCGGCCGAGAACACGGAUAUCGUUAAAACGCUGGGGUCGUCCAAGUUUCUGAAGAGGCCCAUACACACCUCGCCAGUGUCGCUCCUGACGUACCUGUACCUGCAGUUGGCGCAGUUUUUAGGGCGUUCAGUGACUGAAUACAUCCAGGAUGACCCUUCCUCGUUUGUGUCCCAAUAUAGUAGCAUCUGUGGCACGCACCAGGUGGACGACUCAGCGCGCAGGGCCAGUAACUUGGUGAAUCUUUUGACCCUGCUUGUCCCACCCUUGCUAUUAAUUUACAACUAUUCCGCUUCCACUGGACUGCUUUGCAAUAAUGUCCCCAAAAAGGAGCAGUUUAACAUAUCCUUGUAUUCGUCCGACGAGUAUCAGUUGAGGUUUUUCUACGACCUCGGGAAAACAGACGCUUUCCGUUGGAUUAUUAAGGAAUACGUCAAAUUUGAAAACUAUCUUUACUUGAGGAUUCUGCAACUCAUGAAGUGCAGCGACAAUCACAACACUUCACACAAAUUAGAAAGUCCCAAUUGUUUCAACAAUUCACACACGGAUACGCUGUUACACAAUAAGCAAAGGAAAUUGUUGACUGAUAAUUUGAUCUUGGUCACCCAGGAUAACUUGGAUGAGCAGCUGACCAGAGAUUCUGUAUACUAUAGAUUGUUUUCGGAGCUUAACAACGCAGUUCGCAGUGUCAUUAUGGAUAACUCUAUUGACUCGCACUUUUCACACAUUCUCUCACACUCACACUUCUGGAAUUACAACAAACAAUACAGAUUUUAA